Closterium sp. Naga37s-1 is the source of this 3042-nucleotide messenger RNA. The record is from the annotation of a GenBank genome assembly. NCBI's taxonomy places the organism in Eukaryota, Viridiplantae, Streptophyta, Zygnematophyceae, Desmidiales, Closteriaceae.
AUGGCGGACCAUUUGUCUCCGCCAUGGUCGCACGUGUGUCACGUCCUCCAAUCACUCGAGCAGCGUCGCAAGAACUGCGUCGUCACCGUCGACGACGACAGCGGUGCGACGCUAACCGGGUCGCAAUUGGUCGCAGACGUCGCAUGCCUGGCCAGAGGGUUGGAGACUCUCGGCGGCGUCGCGCCGGGGGACCGCGUGUGCAUCGCAGCGCUCAAUAGCUCGGCGUACGUACAGUGGCUACUCGCAGUGCCAGCUGUCGGCGCCAUUCUCGCGCCUCUCAACCACCGAUGGAGCAUGGGAGAGGCAGCAGCAGCGGUGCAGCAGGUGGGUGCGGCAGUGCUGGUGGUGGAUGCUCACAUGCUGCCCUGGUGGGCCCACCUCAAGCCGCUCUGCCCCUCGCUGCGACUGGGGGUCGUCAUCUCAGAGGGGCCCAUUGCUCCCACUCUCUCCUCUCCCUCCUCUGCUUCGUCCCCCUCGUGCUUUCAACUCGUCGUUGCCCUCCUCUCCUCCUACCCCUCCCGCCGCCCUGUCCCUCACGCGGCUGCUCUCUCCCACACGGCCCUCAUCUCGCAGUCCCUGGCCAAGCUGGCAUUUGCGGGGUACCGCCAUGACGAUGUGAGUGGCAUGAGGAUGGAGUGGGUUGGCAUGACGUUCUCACAUACAGUAUGCACGCCCAAGGCAGCUGCUCUCACCCCCAAGGCAGCUGCUCUCACCCCCAAGGCAGCUGCUCUCACCCCCAAGGCAGCUGCUCUCACCCACACGGCCCUCAUCUCGCAGUCUCUCGCCAAGCUGGCAUGUGCGGGGUACCCCCAUGAUGAUUCCCUGGGCAAGCUUGUGCAGGGUACCGCCAUGACGAUCCUUCCUGCACGUGGCUCCUCUGUGUCACAUAGGAGGCAUUUCUUCCCUCCUCGCCAUGCUCCCUCUUCUACCUCACCUCCUUCCCCAUCUCCUUUCUUCCAUGCCUCCUCCUUCCCCUGCCUGCAGACCUUCCUGCACGUGGCCCCUCUCUGCCACAUAGGAGGCAUUUCUUCCCUCCUCGCCAUGCUCACAGCAUGUGCUCGAAACGUCCUCGUGCCGCGCUUCCUCCCCGCCCACCUCCCUCAUCUCCUCUCCUUCCAUCACAUCACAGCCCUUAUUGCCGUCCCCGCCAUGCUCACGGAUCUAGUGAACGCAUGCAGCAGCAAGCAAAGCACGUGCUUCCCGCUCGUGCGAACGCUGCUGGUGGGGGGAGGCGCAUUGAGCCAGUCGCUGCAGCGGCACGCAGAGGCACUCUUCCCCUGCGCGCGCCUCAUGCUCGCCUAUGGCAUGACAGAAGCAGCCUCCUCCAUCACAUUCGCCAUGCUACGGGACCCUGCAGGGGCAGAGUCGGCAGGGGAAGCGAUCCAGUCGUCAGCUCACAAGUCUUGUCCUGUAGUGGGGGAGGUGCUAACCCGCGGCCCACACGUGAUGAGUGGCUACUGGGGCAGGCCAGACGAAACUGCCGCAGUGCUCUCUCAAGACGGAUGGUUGCGCACGGGAGACAUGGGCUGGAUCGACUUUUCCGGGCAGCUUUGGCUGCUGGGCAGACGAAAAGAAAUGAUAAAGUCGGGUGGGGAGAAUGUGUUCUGCGCGGAGGUGGAGGAGGCAGUGAGAGCACACCCGGGAGUGGCGGCAGCAGCAGCUGCAGGGGUGCCGGAUGAGAGGAUGGGGGAGGCGGUUGCUGUGCUGCUGCAGCUGAAACCAGGAUGGGUGUGGUCGGGGGUCAGCAGUAAUGACAGUGAUGCUGGCAAUUCUGGUAGUGGUGGUGGCAGUGCGGCAAGGGCAGCUGGUGCUGAGAGCGUGUCGUUGAGUGACUUGCAUGCUGCCUGCCAGCAGCACGGCCUCUCCAGCCCGACGCAGCACAACCAGAGACAGCAGCAACAGCAGCGGAGGUUGGUGGGUGUGUUCAGAGUGCGGUCGAGUGCGGUUGAGAACGCGGCAGCUGAGACCAAUGUGACGGACGAAGGGAAGCAGGUGAGAAUCGGGGGCAGGAUAGGGGUGGGGCAGCUGCAGCAGCGCAAGGCGGAGUGGGCGCGGGUGCGGGCGGUGGCGGAGAGGGGCACGGUGAUGCGCGGGCGAGUGGUGUCCGCCAACGCGGGGGGGCUCAUGGUGCGCCUGGGCCCGCUGCAGGCCUUCCUGCCACUCUCUCAACUCGACCCCGCUCGCCUCCGAGGCACGGCAGCGUCACCGGCCCCCAAUGUAGCGGACGUAACUCGAGGGCUGGUCGGCAGCAUGGUGGGGGUAAGAAUCCUCGAAUUAGACGAGGCGAGAACGCGCCUGGUGGUGUCGGAGAAGCGGGCAGCAGCAGCAAAAGGGCUGCCGCGCGUGCAGCAGGGGUGCGUGUACCCGGGCAUCGUCUCCUCCCUCACUGACUUCGGUGCCUUCGUGGACCUCUUUCAGCCGGAGGGGGGAGACAAAGAGGGGGCCAAUGAGGGAGAAAAAGGGGAGGGAGGCAAGGAGGGGGAGAAGGAGGGCGCGUUUCUGGCGACUGGGCUGGUGCAUGUGUCUGAGCUCUCCUGGGACCCCGUUCGCUCGCCCGCUGAUGUCAUUGCCGUGGGCGAUGCAGUCAGUGCGUUGGUUCUGCAAGUUGACAGGGAGAGGGAGCGAGUGGGGCUGUCGCUGAAGCAGGUGCAGGCAGACCCGCUCCUUGAGACUCUCGACCGCCUGCUGCCCUUCCAACCCGCCCCAGAUGCCACCUCCCCUUCUGCCGCUGCCCUUGAGGCGACCUCUGCUGCCCCCUCCUCCCCCCUCCCGGGUGCCUCCUCGCCCCCGCCCCUACCGGGCCUGCUAGCGCUCUGCAACCAGCUCAGGCAGCAACCAGGGAUCGUGUCUGUGACGUUGGGAAGGCAGGCAGUGGAGCGAAGGGUGGUGUCUCAGGACCUCGAGCUCUGGCUUUCCAACGCGCCAGCAGGAGAGGGGCAGUAUGCUCUGCUGGCAAGAGCAGGCCGACUGGUGCAAGAGGUUCAAGUUGUUGCCACUUUGGAUCGGGAGCAGAUGAAGGAAGUUCUAAAGCAGAUCUCUUAG